UGAGGACGAAACGCCGGUUCGGUUCAAUUCGGUUUGGUUGUUCUGAUACGUUUGAUGCUGCUGAAAUAGAACCAGAGAGAACAGAUUUGGUCCUCCGAUGAAUUCAGCUGGUGCGGUCAGCGACGGUAGGCUCACCGCGGAAGAUUUCUCUGUAGCCGCUCGAGCUUUUGCCGAUAAAUGGAAAACUCAUAACCAAUCAUUCCCUCCAUGGUCAUGGGUUCCUCUGAUCAAUCGAACUCUACUUCUUUCAAAUCAGCAGGCGGAAGGUUACUUGUCGCUCGAGAAGAGCAUCAUUCUCAGUUCACUUGAGGAAAGUCCAGAGGAUGAAUCUCUGCAUUUAGCUACUGAGUGCUCGGAAAAAGAAGAAUCAGUUGAUCACGCAAUCUUGGUCCAGAACCAAGAAAAUGAAGCACAUUACUAUGAUUUUCAUUUAGUUUACAGUGCAUCAUACAAGGUUCCUGUGUUAUAUUUUCGCGGAUAUUGCAGCGAUGGACAACCUCUAUCUUUGGACGUCAUAAAAAAGGAUCUGCCCUCAUGCUCUGUUAGUCUUUUGGCUGAAUCUAAGUGGACGUUUAUAACACAGGAGGAGCAUCCAUAUUUGAACAGGCCAUGGUUCAAGCUACAUCCCUGUGGGACUGAGGAUUGGAUCAAGCUGCUUUCCCAAAGUAGCAUCUCUGCUGGAUGCCAGAUGCCAGUUGAGUUGUAUUUGGUUUCAUGGUUCUCUGUUGUCGGGCAGGUUGUUGGUCUUAGGAUCCCUCUUGAGAUGCUGAAUUAGUAGCCAUCUUCUCUUACAAACUAUAGGAUGUAAUCAGUGGCUCCAAACCCUCGGCAACAAAUUUUUAAGGUCCUAUAUACUUUCAUGGUGGCAAAAAUGGGAGUGUUGAUGGGGUCAAAGAAGUUCUCGUAUGUAUCAAGCAAACCAAUUAAAUAGUUGGUAGACUGAGUAAUGAAGACUUGGUCCAGGGAGGUUGUUAAUUUCUGUUUCGUUAGUGUGUAGAAGACUUUGAAAAGGGAAACUAGUCUUUACGUAAUUGACUUUUCCAGACGGAUUAAGUAAUCUGUGAAAACAAAUGACUAUUGUAUUCUUUUUCAUGCUUUGAAUGGGACGAGGAUGCGCAUCUCAAUUCA
Molecule: messenger RNA, 1128 nt
Organism: Capsella rubella
Lineage: Eukaryota; Viridiplantae; Streptophyta; Magnoliopsida; Brassicales; Brassicaceae
Product: ubiquitin-like-conjugating enzyme ATG10
Exons: 8
Coding region: 98-775 (225 amino acids)
Biological process (GO): protein modification by small protein conjugation; macroautophagy; protein lipidation
Cellular component (GO): intracellular anatomical structure
Molecular function (GO): Atg12 transferase activity
Source: RefSeq, a predicted model, not a curated record